CCCCCCCCCCCCCCCCCCCCCCCCCCCCCCCCCCCCCCCCUCACAAAAAAUACUAUUAAAUCUUCACGGAUUAGUAUUCACGGAGUGAUGAAUUAAUGAAGAUAAAAAAUUUUAGCUAAAAAUUUCAUUGCUGGGCCUUUUCUUAAAAAUUUAACCGUUUAAUUAAAGCUAAUUAUCCAACGUGAUUCUAGUGUACUUUGAUCGCGAAUUAUUUUUAGUUAUAAUCGCAUUUAAGAUAUUUCAGAAAAAGCUAUGCUGGGAUAUAGAUUAAUCAUUAAUCAAUCCUAAUUAACGCUGAUUACGGAUAAUUCAGCGAUUAAUAUUUUUUAUUUGCAAAUCAACAGUUUGAAAAUAAUCACACGAUACAUCAUUCGAAUUAGCUUUUCAAGCACUAUAAAACUGUGUAUUUGCUUUUCAAAAGAACAGGAUUUUGACUGCAUUAGGAAUUUUUUAAUUUGUGAUGAAAAUGGCCCAAAAGGGGUUAUUUCACUUAGUACUGAUUUUCACGUCGUUCUUGUACUUUCUUCUGAAAGUUAUCAUUGCUGGGGGAUUCAGCUCGUUCGCUAACCUAUGUUUUCGUGAUUUCAGAAGCUCCCAAAGCGAAGAAUAAGGCAGUCUCAGGGCUUCGGAAAAAACGUUCGAAGCUCCGAAACGGAAGUAAACAAAGUGAAACCUUUGUUUAGAUCUAACUUUGUAGAAGACACUUUGGACUAUCUAUCUAUGAAAAAAAUCGAUUUCUUGCUGUGUAAGAUUUUUGAUCUAUAAACUGGUUUUUAAACUUUAUGAGUGAAAAUUUUCAAGAAUAUGUUUAUGACGCUCUUGUAUUCAAAAUGGAUCAAAAGCACUAAAGUUGGUUCUAAUGAACGGAUAUUUUAAGCUGAUAUCAACGAAUGAGAGACAGGUUUUGGACCAUCAAAUGCUAUUUGGAUUCCUCGUUUAUUUACCAUAAGAAAUCUUUAGAACAAAAACGGAAAAAAAACAACAACAAGACUAACCGAAACAGGUGAAUUGCUCUUGCUUAAAAUUCUCCUCUCAAAGGAACAGUAUUUGAUAGUGUACCGUAGUGUUAUUGAAUAUAUUCUUUCAACUAAAAGGUUUAUGAUGUGCAAUUUGGUCUGCAUCUCUUAGCACAAUCGAUCCGAUCGUCUUCCUUUCUUCUCCUUUUAUGUCUUUUUUUCUUUCUGUUUCUUAUCUUUAUUAUGUAUUUGCAUUCUUUCUCUGCUAUUUUCCUUAGUAUUUUUUUCAUUUUUAUUGGCUAGGCAGAACGAUAAUAAUGGAGCUUUGCAAGUCUUUUUCUCAAUAUGCUAUAGUUUUAUUACUACUUGUGAAGUCAUUCAUUCUUUUCUUAUUUAGUUUUCUUUCAAAAUGAUGAUGAUAAUGCAAAUGAAAAGGAAAUUAAUAGCAACUACAAUAUAACAAUAUUGGUUGAAAAGUUACCAGCAACACAUGACAAUACCGCCGAUAAUGCAAAAAAAUAUAUUAUCAAGCGGAAAAAUAUUGUACAAUUACGUUUCAAGACAGUAAAACAGGGGCGUGUGCCAUUACCAGAUGUUGGGUUGUCUCCAUUGUCUACUUUGACAGAUUCAACAAGUGCUUGUGUAACAUCAGCAUAUACAAAUUUAUGUCGUAUUACAGAAAGGGUUCAUCUUAAAGCUGAAAUACAUAUAUUUAAUACGUUAAAGACAGACAUAGUUAUCAGGUUCGGUACGUUCAAUUUUAAUGCACAAACAUCAACAAAAUGUCGAAAUAUGAAACAAGGAGUUAAAAGAUCACAAGAAAGAUGA
Molecule: messenger RNA, 1784 nt
Organism: Didymodactylos carnosus
Lineage: Eukaryota; Metazoa; Rotifera; Eurotatoria; Philodinida; Philodinidae
Source: the annotation of a GenBank genome assembly